Molecule: messenger RNA, 3288 nt
Organism: Platichthys flesus (European flounder)
Lineage: Eukaryota; Metazoa; Chordata; Actinopteri; Pleuronectiformes; Pleuronectidae
Gene: capn5a
Product: calpain 5a
Exons: 13
Coding region: 250-2163 (637 amino acids)
Biological process (GO): proteolysis
Cellular component (GO): cytoplasm
Molecular function (GO): calcium-dependent cysteine-type endopeptidase activity
Source: RefSeq, a predicted model, not a curated record
UCCUCCCGCGGAUGUUUCCUCUGAGUGUGUGCGGGAGAUGGUUUAGUUCGUGAGGACAGAUCUGAACAUCCCAGAGGGACACGGAGACAGAGAGACACCGGGACAACACCGGGUAAACACCGGGACACCGCCGAGCAUCACCACCCAGGAAGCUGAGUGUGACUGUGUGAUUGUGUUUGUAUGUGUUAGUCUGUGUGUGUGUGUGUGUGAUUGAGGAGCUGCCAUCGAACCGAACUCCCUCUCAGGGUGAUGGUGGUUCCGUACGAGGGCCAGUCCUUCUCCGCUCUGAGGAGGCAGUGCCAGCAGAAUGGACGUCUGUUUGAAGAUCCUCUGUUUCCUGCGUCCGACCAGUCUCUGUUCUACCAGAGCAACCGCAUCGGCCAGGUCACCUGGAAGAGGCCCAAGGAGUUAUGCAGCGACCCCCAUCUGUUCGUGGACGGCAUCAGUGCCCACGACCUGCACCAGGGUCAGCUGGGAAACUGCUGGUUCGUGGCCGCCUGCUCCAGCCUGGCCUUCAGAGAGUCGCUGUGGCAGAAGGUGAUCCCGAGCUGGAAGGACCAGGAGUGGGACAAAGACAAGCCGGAGUCGUAUGCUGGGAUCUUCCACUUCCAGUUCUGGCGGUUCGGUGAGUGGGUGGACGUGGUGGUCGACGACCGGCUGCCCACGGCCAGCGGGGAGCUGGUGUACUGCCACUCCAACGACAGCAACGAGUUCUGGAGCGCGCUGGUGGAGAAGGCCUACGCCAAGAUGUGUGGAUGCUACGAGGCGCUGGACGGGGGCAACACGGCCGACGCCCUCGUGGAUUUCACCGGCGGCGUGUCGGAGCCACACAACUUGAUAGAGAACGGCUACAAAGACGAUGAGGAGAAACGCAACGAGCUGUUCGAGAGGGUCCUGAAGGUCCACGACAGAGGAGGCCUCCUCAGCUGCUCCAUCCGGGCAGACAGCGCGGCGGACAUGGAGGCCCGGCUGGCCUGCGGCCUGGUGAAGGGUCACGCCUACGCGGUGACAGACGUCCGCCGGGUGAGGCUGGGUCACGGCCUUCUGGCCUUCUUCAGGUCAGACAAACUCACCAUGAUCCGCAUGAGGAACCCGUGGGGCCAGAAGGAGUGGACCGGGCCCUGGAGCGACAGCUCUGAGGAGUGGCAGAGGGUCAGUAAGGGGGAGCGGGAGAAGAUCGGCGUCACGGUGCAGGAUGACGGCGAGUUCUGGAUGACAUUUGAUGAUUUUGUUGAUAACUUCACGGACCUCAUCCUCUGUCGCCUCAUCAACACGUCCUACCUGAGUUUCCACAAGACCUGGGAGGAGGCUGUGGUGCGGGGCUCCUGGCGGCGCCACGACGACCCCCUCCUCAACCGAGCGGGGGGGUGCAUCAACAACAAGAGCUCCUUCCUCCAGAACCCACAGUACGUGUUCGACGUGAACAAGCCAGAGGACGAGGUUCUGAUCUGUCUGCAGCAGAAGGAUCGCAGAGCCCGACUGAGGGAGGGGCGAGGAGAGAACCUGGCCAUGGGCUUCGACAUUCACAGGGUGGAGUUAAACCGGACGUAUCGUAUGCACGUCACGCAGCAGAAGGUCGGUGGGAGUAGCUACAUCAACUCGAGGUCUGUGUUCCUCCGCUUCGAGCUGACGGAGGGACGCUACGUCAUCAUACCCACGACCUUUGACCCCGGCCUGGAGGGAGACUUCCUGCUCCGCGUCUUCACCGAUGUGUCCGCAGACUGCAAGGAGUUGACCCAACACGUGCCCCCACAGACCUGCUGGUCCGGGAUCUGUGGUUAUCCCUCUCUGGUCACACAGGUCCACGUGCUGCAGGCCAACGGACUCGCAGGACAAGACGCUGGUGGAGAGUCAGACCCCUAUGUGAUCAUUCGCUGUGAGGGAGAGAAGGUUCGCUCUCCGGUCCAUAAGAACACACGCAGCCCCGUGUUCAACACCAAGGGGCUGUUCUACAGGAAGAAGGCCAACCAGCCAAUCAGCAUCGAGCUCUACAACCACAACGCGCUGAUGGACUCGUUCCUGGGUCAGGUGACCCUCCGGACCGAUCAGGGCGAUUUCCAGCAGACGCUCCACCUGCAGGACAAGGGCAAUCGCCGUGACAACGACCUCCCCGGUACCCUCACUGUCGCCAUAGUGACCAGCACGGUGCUCACCGACAUCUGAGGCUGUUCCACCGAAGUGACGCACCCCAGGCUGUUCCACCGAAGUGACGCCGCCGAUUCAGAAACGUUUACAUCUCAACGUGACAGAGGUUUACUUUUUUUAAGGACUUUGACUUUAAUGAAAUGCAUCCAGCAGGAGGUGGGACGUCCACCAUCACAUGGGACUUUGUGUUUUAGCUUCAUAUCGAUAAACGCGUGUUUACAAUAUUAUGUACAGCCUGUUGUGGAGGAGCGUCCGGCUGGUGUCUGCUGCACGUGAGCCUCGUGGGUCACAGCCAAAACCAUCUUUCACCACACAGUCAAUAUCUUAUCUGUACAAACAUAAAUAUUUGCAACACUUCCUUUAGCUGUUUCAAAGUAAAAGCCUUUCUGUUGACUGUGAGCUCACAGACUUAGAUUCAGUCGAGGACACGUUGUGUAUCAGCUCCACCACACGCUCAGCACAUCACAGUGUGGCCCAGGUCGGAUCUUAAUAUCCUGUUUACAUUGUCUUCUUCUGAUUGGUUCUCAUCUUAUCUUCUUCAGCAGCUACUGAGUGGAAUGUGUAUUCUACUGUUUAGUCUGUUUGAUCCUUUCCUUUUGUUUGAGUUUACUGUCUCUAAAUCAUGUAACUUUUUAUAAUGUUUCUUCUAUCCCUAUCUUUUAUAUUGACAGAAGCUUUAAAUGUGAACUUUCCUUGUCUAGUAAACACAGAAGUCUUCCAAUGUGGCAUCAGCUUGAUAAGAUGAACUCAGUUUGCAGGUUAAUAUCAAACAGCUUCACCUAAUGCAGUUAUAAUCACUAAUGCACAAUAUGUAAGUUAACUGUUCCAGAAAGAUGGCGACCGUCUUAUUUGUCAUUCCGGAGGCUGCAGAGGUGCUUGUGUCAUUUUCAUCAGGUUCAUCCAUCCAUCCAUUUAUCCAUUGUUAUCUACGUUAUGUUUAAUGAAUAAUUCAUGAUAUUAUUUUUAUCGUAGAGUCAGAAAAAGAGAGUUAUGUGAUAAUAUCAAUAAAUUCAUUUAACAUGGGAAAUAAUUCUCGGCCAUAACUUUCCUACUGACUUUCGUUGAUAUCUUUCAUACUGUGACAGGUGUCAUGGUUUCAAAAUGUUUUACAUUCAAUUAAAUUUGGUAUUAAAAUGUCUUAAA